Messenger RNA from Eucalyptus grandis, 1718 nucleotides. Its product is annotated as LEAF RUST 10 DISEASE-RESISTANCE LOCUS RECEPTOR-LIKE PROTEIN KINASE-like 2.4. Gene Ontology annotation, molecular function: protein kinase activity; ATP binding. The coding region runs from base 12 to 1304 and encodes 430 amino acids. Gene Ontology annotation, biological process: protein phosphorylation. Lineage: Eukaryota; Viridiplantae; Streptophyta; Magnoliopsida; Myrtales; Myrtaceae. The transcript has 3 exons. The record is from RefSeq and is a predicted model, not a curated record.
UUUAGCCUGAAAUGGAAUUUAACCUCCUGGGAGAAUUGCUUCGAUGCCAAAAAAGUGGAGGCAAUUGCGGCGGAUCGGAUGGGCAAUUCCGGUGCUCAUCUUCUAGUACAGAUUAUCCGCCUCCUCACGAAAGAGCGCAACAUGGUGAUUUGGUGAUGAAAGUCGCAGCUGCAUCAGGAUUCGGGAUUGCAAUUGUCAUUCUUGUAGUCUAUUCCCUGAGGGAGAAACCGCUGAUAAGGAAACAUAUGUCUAUGAUGGUGGGAAAGAGAGAACAUUCUGUGGCUGAACAGAAAAUUGAGGAACUAAUCUCUUCAAGGAGAUAUGCCUACAAAGAUAUCAAGAGGAUAACCAAUUCUUUCCAAGAAAAGUUGGGUCAAGGAGGUUAUGGUUAUGUGUAUAAAGGCAAGCUUCGAGACGGUCAACUUGUGGCCGUGAAGCUUCUAAAGAAUUUGAAAGGCGGCGGGGAAGAGUUUAUCAAUGAAGUUGCAAGCAUAAGCAAGACUUCUCAUGUCAAUGUUGUCAGCCUUCUAGGCUUUUGCUUUGAAGGAAGCAAAAGAGCUUUAGUUUAUGAGUUCAUGACCAACGGGUCACUGGAAAAGUUCAUAUUCAAAAGCAAUAUUUCAGAGGCAAAUCAGCAAUUAAGUUGGGAAACAUUAUACAACAUCUCCCUAGGCAUAGCACAAGGGCUAGAGUAUCUACAUCGAGGGUGUAAUGCUAGAAUCUUGCAUUUCGAUAUAAAGCCUCACAACAUUCUUCUCGGCCAAAAUUAUUGUCCAAAGAUUUCUGACUUUGGUCUUGCCAAAAUAUGUCCUAGAGAAGAGAGUACCGUGUUGAUGUUGGGUGUGCGUGGCACCGCAGGCUACAUUGCUCCAGAAUUGGUCAUAAGAGGCAUCGGAGGGGUUUCUCAUAAAUCGGAUGCCUAUAGUUAUGGCAUGAUGGUUAUGGAAAUGGUCAGUGGGAGAAAAAACACUGAAGUCGAGGUGGACCAUACUAGCGAAAUAUAUUUUCCUCAUUGGAUUCAUCGGCGCCUUGGACUUCAGGAAGAACUUGGGUUGCAUGGUAUCACGAAUGGGGAAGACAAAGGAAUUGCGAAGAAGAUGAUCAUAAUCAGUUUGUGGUGCAUACAAAUUGAUCCGAGAGAUCGACCAGCAAUGACUCAAGUCAUGGAGAUGCUAAAAGGAAGUGUCGAGGACUUGCCAAUCCCCCCCAAGCCAACCUUGUCAUCCCCCUCGUCAAAAUUCCCCGUAGCAACUACAGACAACAGUUCGCUGCUGCAAUUUGGUGCUACUUCAACAACUGUAUGAAUUUGUCUGAGAUACUUUCCUAGAGAAUUUCCUUCCUUUGUUAACACCGCUGGUAAUUUUAUUAAGAAUGAAUGGAGUGACACAAUAGGAUUCUUCCAUUCACAAUACAUUAAUCUGAAUCGGUUUUGUAAUCCACUUGACGAUCAAAAGAGAAUGGUAAGAACUGGUCAUUGUUCGAUCGUAUUCCUAUACAUCAUUCUCUGAUCAGCCUUGAAAUUCAAUCAAGAUUAUCAUUGUCGCGAUUGGCAAGAACACUUAGGUCAGUUGUCAAUGUAUUGAACAGCCAAUUCUAGGACCACUAACAAGUUUAAGAAAUCAGAACGUACAGGAGGCCAUGGAUUCAGCCAUCAUUCUUCACUUUGCUGGUCUAUUAUGAGUCUUCCUGGGUCAAUUGCCCGUGUUUUAAAUUCUGAU